This is a messenger RNA of Ostreococcus lucimarinus CCE9901, 3168 nucleotides long. RefSeq lists its product with no specific name. NCBI's taxonomy places the organism in Eukaryota, Viridiplantae, Chlorophyta, Mamiellophyceae, Mamiellales, Bathycoccaceae. Bases 1 to 3168 code for a protein of 1055 amino acids. The record is from RefSeq and is a predicted model, not a curated record. The transcript has a single exon. Gene Ontology annotation, biological process: regulation of DNA-templated transcription; double-strand break repair via homologous recombination.
AUGCCGGCGCCGUCGCCGGGAGUGAGCGUGGGCGCGCUCGCGAGGUGCGGGAACCCGUUCGCGCACACGCCGGCGUGGCCGAAGACGCAGCGGACGACGCCGGAGACGGCGGCGGCGGCGCGGCGCGCGAGAGGGAAGGGGUUCAUGUAUUUGAGAGACGAGGACGACGACGCGGACGCGGUGACGCCGGUGAGUCGGCGACGGGCGCCGGCGUCGGCGCCGGGACCGAGCGCGCGAGCGACGGCGAUGGCGCAGAGCCCGUUCGUGAUCAUGCAACGACACAUGGCGGGAUCGGCGACGCCGUACGCGAAUUUAGACGCGCCGGCGCCGGAUUCGGUGACGCUCACGACGGCGAGUGGGAAGAGCGUCAUCGCGCGCGCGAACGGCGCGAUUCGAACCGACGAGCAACCUAGAUUUGAUGACGACGACGAGGCGUACGAAGACGCGUUCACGUUUCGAGCCGCGAUCGAGACGCCGGCGACGACGAGAGCGGAGAGCGGGGGCGUGUUUACGUCGGCGGCGCCCAAGGGCUUGGUCUUUCAAACCGGCGGUGGUGCGAGCAUCGCGGUGUCUGAAGACGUAAAACGACGCGCGCGCGCGAUGUUUGCGGACGUUGAUGAAAACGACCCGUCGUCGUCUGGUCGAGAGCGACCGAGCGCCGCCGCCGCAACGCCGCCCGCGGCGAGCGGCGGCGGAGGUUUGGUGUUCCAGACCGCCGCGGGCGCGACUUUAGAGCUGAGCGAGGCGGCGUUGAAGAAGUCGCGCGCUUUUCUCGCGGAAGUCGGGAAUGAAAACACGCCAGUGCGUGCGGCGUUCCCGCAGCCGUCGUUCAAGACGCCGAAGUCGCUCCCGGCGGUUCGCAAGGCGCCAUCGAAGGCGCCCGGGUUCACGCCGCCGAUGAAGAGCACGACGGCUUUCACGCCGCCGAUGUCAAUACUCGGCGCGCGAACGGCGGCGAGUGCACCGCGACAAGCGAAGAGAUCGCGCCACGAUGGCACUGGUGCGUCCGUGGGUGUUGCCGUGCACGACUUAUUCGCCGCGCGCGUUCGCAUGGGCAUGAGAGCGCCGCUCUGCACAUUCUUCAAUAAUUUGCUCCCGUUUCAAGUUCGCCCAGCGUUCGUCGACACGUGCGUCGCGACGCUCAACGCCGAUACCGCGAAGUCAUUGCGCUUGCCAAGCGUCGAACGCGGCCUGGUUGGUUGGCGAGAGAUGCGCGAGUUGAUGAUUAAAGCCGGCGCGAGCGACGCGUCUCUGACGAACGAGUGGGUGGCGAAUGCGUACAAGUGGAUCGUGUGGACACAAGCAUGCAUGGCGCGAGCGUUUCCAGAAAAGUAUGCUUUCGGCGUCUUGAGCGAAUCCGCCGUGCUGCAGCGCAUGUUGUACAAGUAUGAACGCGAAAUUAACCGCGCGGAGCGACCGCACGUGAGGAGGAUUUUAGAAAAGGAUGAAAACCCAGGCGCGCCGGCAGUGUACGUCGUGAGCGCGAUUCGAUCGAUGACGACCGCUUCCGGUAUCGGUAAUGUACCUACGAUGUCAGAAAUCGAAAUUUCGGAUGGAUGGUAUAGCGUUCGCGCGCGGCUGGACGCGAAGCUUACGCGAGCGGUGCGCGAAGGACGCUUGCGCGUCGGGUACAAAAUAUUUGUUGUCGGUGCCGAGCUACGAGGUGUCACGGAUGCGGUGUCACCACUGUCGGACGAUGCAGAGAUGGCGUACGUAUGCCUGCACGUGAACGGCGCGCGGCUCGCGCCGUGGGAUGCGGCUUUGGGACGCGUCACGUACAAUCUCACGAUACCCCUGCGUUCAGUGGUGCCCGACGGCGGCGUCGUGCCGCGUAUGUUGAUUCAUGUCCGACACGCGUAUCCCAUGAUGCAUCAAGAACGUAGGGAUGCAGACAAGAACGUAUUGCGUUGCGAAAUCGCUGAGCGUCGAGCGCAUGCUGAAUGGCAGCGCGCUCGUGACAGCGUCUUGCACGAGUUGCAAGACGCAAUGCACAAUCGCAUCGGAGGUUGGGGCAGCGAAGUCGAUCAAGAGCGAGCGAUUCGCGAGGCGCUUCAAGAGAAGAAUCUAUACGAUCGUCGUACGAGCGCGGUUCUUCGUCUGAACGUUGUCGGCUUCAUGCCGUCGUCAAAGCACGAAUCAUAUCGAGGGCCGAUCACCCGCGGAUCGACGAGUGCGAUUCUUACGAUUUGGGACGCGGACGAAGCACUCGUCGAUGCGGCGCAGCCAGGACAGUCGUUUGCGGUGACGGCAAUCAAACCACGCGCGAACGCGUUUAUCGAGGGCGAGUUAAGUUUAUCCACCACGCGCUACACGCGUUGGACCCCGAUCCCGCAGGAAGAUAUUGCCGCGCAAAAACUCGAGCACAGCGAGCAUGAAUGGCGCUGCUUGAGCGUGCGCGCAGCCGUGGAUUUGGCUGACUUGUCGCGAUCGGGUCUAGUGCGCAAAGAAUUCGACGCCGUGGCGUGUACUUUACACUGCGGGCCUCCACGAUCGACACAACGCGGUCGACUGUCGCAAUGGAUAUUUUGCUUUGAUUCAUCCGUCCUCGAUUCGACGACUCCGAACGCGGCGCGUCCGCACCUUUUGGCGGUAGAGAUUACUGGAUACGACGAUGACAGCUUUGUCAAGGCGGAUGAUUGGAUGCCAUCCACGAAGUUAUUCACCGAAGCGCGGCACGAGUGUGGACCGCCGCUCGUUUUGCGAAAUUUGGAGUUCCAACAUUACGACGCGGACAACGGCGUCUACGUCGCGCGCGUGCCGAUCGAAAAUGUUUCGGUGACGUUAGCGGCGCAAACGCCAGGCAUCCAUCGCAUUUCGGUUGCGUCGCGCGAUUUGGAGCGAUUUUGUGGCUCGCGAGACGAUCGAUCGCGCUCGAUCAUCGCGUCGUUGAAGUCGCGCGCGAGAGCACUCACGGGCGUGCCCGAAAACGCCGAGUCUUUGGUGGACGAGAUGCCAUGGGACGAGGUUCACGCUUCGCAAGAACCCGCGUCGCAAUACGAUCCGCCCAGAUUGAGCAUGGACGACGAUUGGAACGAUGAGAACGCGCAAUCGCUCGCCGACGAGGCCGUUCGUCUCACGCGAAGCGCGAGCAAAGCGCCCGUCGUCGUGCCAACCCCGACGCCCCGCCGAACGCCGCGGCGUUCUAGCCGAGGAAGCGCGAGUCGUUGA